AUGAAACUUGUUCAUAAUGGCCUUCCAUUAGCAGAGUCAUUGGUCAUCCUUGAACAUAUUGAUGAAACUUGGACUAACACUCCAUAUCUCCUCCCUAAAGAUUCUUGUCAAAGGGCCAAACAUCGUUUCUGGGCUGCUUAUUUUCAACAGGUAUCAGAGAUUUUUGGCAGAGCAGUCAUACUAAGCACACAAGGGAAACAAACAGAUGAAAAGAUGAAGGAAUUCUGGAACAAGAUGGAUGUUGCUGAAGAAUUUAUGAAGGAGAUAUUACCUAAUAGUAGUCCAUCUUUACAAGAAAAUUUCCAACCCAGAUACUUGGAUAUUGUGUUAUACUCAUUUUUUGGAAAUUGUGAUGUUGUGGAAGACUUCUUGGGGGUUAAGCCUUUAUGUACAGAACGAUUCUCACUAUUGACAUUAUGGAUUAAGGCACUGGGUGAGGUUCCUGAGUUUAAAGAGGUUUCAGUUCCUGUGCAAAAACUGGUUGAAUUUCUUCGUGCUGUGCGACAGAAUAUAUAA
Molecule: messenger RNA, 516 nt
Organism: Amaranthus tricolor (Joseph's coat)
Lineage: Eukaryota; Viridiplantae; Streptophyta; Magnoliopsida; Caryophyllales; Amaranthaceae
Product: glutathione S-transferase U10-like
Exons: 2
Coding region: 1-516 (171 amino acids)
Biological process (GO): glutathione metabolic process
Cellular component (GO): cytoplasm
Molecular function (GO): glutathione transferase activity
Source: RefSeq, a predicted model, not a curated record